Solanum lycopersicum (tomato) is the source of this 3425-nucleotide messenger RNA. RefSeq lists its product as uncharacterized. Lineage: Eukaryota; Viridiplantae; Streptophyta; Magnoliopsida; Solanales; Solanaceae. Gene Ontology annotation, molecular function: pyrophosphatase activity. The record is from RefSeq and is a predicted model, not a curated record.
AGACGUGGAGUAUUAUUUUACACAUCAAUAAUAAGAGGAUGAAGUAGAGCAAGUUAAAAAAUAAUUCAAAAAAAUUAAAAAGUAAAAGCAAUCGUAAAGAAGCAAUUUACUCAAGAAACCAUCUACAAUCGUCGCCGGAAGAGAUGUCGGCCAAUCUCCCAAUUCUUCCCGACGCAAUCUCAAUUCCCGCCAGAAAUGGCACCAGUGAGAACCUCUUCGCCGCCGUAGACAUCGGUACCAACUCCUUCAAGCUCCUCGUAGUUCGCGCCGACCCUUCCACCGGCCGUUUCCUCACCGUCGAUCGGUUCAAGGAAAGAGUCCUCCUCGGCCUUGAUACUAACACCACCACUACCUCCGCCAUUAUCUCCAACGCCUCUCUGCUACGCGCCACCACAGCACUUCGAAAGUUUCAGAAGCUUCUCCAGUCCCAUCGCGUUCCUUCCUCCCAUUCUCGCAUCGUAGCUACUUCUGCUGUUCGAGAAGCUUCCAAUCGAUCACAAUUCCUUCAAACGAUUGAUGAAACCCUAGGUCUGAAAGUUGAUGUACUCUCCGGUCUCGAAGAGGCCCGCCUUAUAUACAAAGGUAUACUUCAGUUCCAUCCUGUUCAUGACCGUACAGUUCUCACAAUUGACAUAGGAGGUGGCUCUACAGAGUUUGUAAUUGGCAAAGAGGGGCAGAUUUUGUUCUCUAUUUCACUAGCAUUGGGACAUGUCACUUUAACUCAAAAAUUUCCCGAAGUUACAGAAAUGCGGGAACAUAUUAAGGUUAUAAUCCGUGCCUCGGGCUUAAAUGAGAAGGUUAAGCAUUAUAAUAUUGAUAAAGUGAUUGGUUCAUCAGGGACAAUUAAGAAUAUUGAAAAGGCGAUUUUCCGUGGCUAUGUAAGCAAUAUGGAGGGAAAUGUGGGCAUAUCUAAGGGAAGUAGGAGGGAUUGGAGUUUUACAAUGGACGAAUUGAAGGGCUUAGUGGAGCGGUUGAGUGAGGAAGAGAGAAGAAUUGGAGGGAAGGUUCGAACGCAGGGCUUCUUCAAGAAGAGGUCAGCAUUUAUUGUGGCAGGGGCAGUUUUAUUGGAGGAAAUAUUUGAGGACCUUAAGAUUGAAGAGAUGGAGGUUUCUGGGUAUGCAUUAGGUGAGGGUGUGAUUGCAGAGAAGUUAGGGGAGGUUUUUGAUAAUUAUGAUCCAAGGGCAAAUGCGAGGUGGAGGUCUGUAACGAGGCUCGCCACAAGGUUUAACAACAAGCAACACAUGAAAUCUGCUGCAUUAUGCUUUAGUGUUGCCAAGGAGAUGUUUGAUGGUUUGAGAAAAGGAUAUGAAUCAGGCAAUGGUUCUGAUGGAUUCUUUGUAUCCUUGGAGGAUAAAGAUCUCGAGUAUCUUGAGGCAGCUUGUUUGCUUCAAAAAAUCGGUCUUUAUGCUGGUAAAAAGGGCUAUCAUAAGCAAUCUUACCAUAUAAUAGCGGUGAUCAUCUGCAUGGUUAUAAUGCCGAAGAGGUUAAGGUAUGGUGUCUCCUUUAUUUCUCAGAACAACAUUCAGAAUGUGAAAACUGAUGACAUCUUCGUCAGCUUCCAGUUAAUAGCUCUACUUGUGAGACACCAUAGAAAGAAACUUCCCGACUAUGAUCAUAUGGUGCCUGAGGAAUUAACAAAAGAGAUGACAGGGAAAUUCAGAAUUCUUUGUGCAAUUCUACGUGUAUCUGCUGCAGUGGAGAAACUUCAGCUGUUCAGCAUCCACAAUGUGGAUUUCUCACAUACCUGUGAAGGAUAUAAAUUGGGGUGGAUCUAGGGUUUAGUUUCCCCAUAAAAUGAAACUGGGAAAUUGUUCCUUGCUCCGCUUGUCGGACCUUUUCCUGUAAUGCCUCAGCAGUCAUUUAUCAGUAAAGGCUUCGAAUCAUUUCUAACAGUGAACACUUGAUAUUUGUGGCAAUGCAACUAUGUUGACCGAAAGAUCCCACCCAGAUUGGUACACCAUCUCCCUGAGAUCGAUUUGGAUUCUAGCAAGAACGGAAUUGGUUGUUCACCUCAUGCUCAUCCUUACACAUCUUAAAUUCAUCUAGUACCUGGCUUUGUGUUCCAGCUCCAUUUAUCUUCCACAGAUGCCUCCUAUCAUGGAACACGCCUUCCAGACCACUUUUGGUAGAUUAAGCAAUCUAAUCAAAAUAUGUUCUUGCUUCAGUUCUUCUUGAUGGAAAGCAAUGUGGAUUGUGGGGACCAACAUUCAAGGGUCAUUUUGCAUUAUUCCCAUAUCUGCUCACCCAUCUGGACCUUCUAGCCACUUCCCUUUGUAGGAAUGUGAACAAGAAAUACAUUUUCAUACAAUGGCAGCUACCUCUUUUGUCUGUUUUAUUACAUCAGAGUUCCAAGCACGCUGUCAUUGCCAUAUUAACAUCUCAACAUUUCAAAACAGAUGUCUAAAUAUCUGAUGAGAAAUUCCUUUUUGAGUUUUAUCUAUUUUUCAAUUUCACACACAUGACACAACUAAGCUCCUCGGAUAUCUGUUGGAUCCCAGCUUGACCUUCACCCCUGUUUUUGGCCAUCUCCUUAUUUCCGGAGUUGGAGGUAAGAGGCGGCUCUUGUCCCUCCACAAAACUUUUCUCUUGAAACUUCUGAGUUUUUCCCGUGAGAUCAGAUCAUUGAACGAUCUGGGCUUAUAAUUCCACUUCUUUUCAUAACUUGUACAAUCUCAGUUUGCAUAUCCUCCAUAUCCGUUAAUGUUCUGACGACAAUGCACUCUUUUCAAUUAAUUAGUUCUUCCUUCUUCUACAAGGUUCUUCAAAAUUUAAUGGAAAAAAUUUGACAAAUCUACAAGAGCCUAUGGGCAUCAUUGCUAAUAUCUCAUAAAAUUUCCCCUCUCCACCCUUUCAUACCAACAGACUUUUUCUGAACAGGACAGGCCCUUCUCUCUAUUCUUCAAUCAGAAUGCCAUUUUCAUGCAAUCAUCUUUCACAUUGCCAAACACUAAGCUUAAGUUACUGGAUGUUGGAACUUUCUGCACAUGAAAUGAAUCACAGGGGACCAGAAUAGUAGAGAUGAUGCCCAUCUGAGCUCUUCAUUGUGAUGGUGAUCUUUAAUGACGAUUGAUAAAUUCUCGUCGGUUACAACACUUUUUAGCCUCCUCUUACCAGCUUAGGCUUGGACAUUCAAUUUAGAUGAUUUUGUAAGAAUUAACUUGCCUGAUUAGCUGUAGCCUCUAUGUUUUCAUGUAAAUCAAUUUGAGCUGGGACUAAUCUUAGAUAAUCAGAUUGUUUAUAGAAGUAAAUCCAUGCUGUUCAUCCUGCCAUUCUCUUGGGAUGAAACAUGCAUCAAUCUUGUAGCUCAUCCUCUCUCUUUUCCUUUUUUUUUUAAUUUCUUUUUGUACUUGUAGCUCAUUAGCUAACGGAUAUAUAAGUACUUUUUUUUACUUUCAAGUUUAAAUAUUUCCAUUGUCAUGGCACUU